This is a messenger RNA of Lemur catta (Ring-tailed lemur), 3262 nucleotides long. RefSeq names its product recombination activating 2 (gene RAG2). Gene Ontology annotation, cellular component: DNA recombinase complex; nucleus. Gene Ontology annotation, molecular function: sequence-specific DNA binding; protein binding. The record is from RefSeq and is a predicted model, not a curated record. Gene Ontology annotation, biological process: V(D)J recombination. Lineage: Eukaryota; Metazoa; Chordata; Mammalia; Primates; Lemuridae. Bases 204 to 1787 code for a protein of 527 amino acids. The transcript has 2 exons.
AGAUCAGUGUUCACUAGAACAUCUGUAGGCACACACACACAGGCUCUUUGCUGUCAGCCUCCUGCUUGGCUCAGUCAUAGUGGGCAGUCAGUGAAUCUUCCCCAAGUGCUGACAUUUAAUACCCGGUUUAGCAGCAAAGAUUCAGAGAGGGGUAAGCAGCCCCUCUGGCCUUCAGAUAAAAGAUCUACUCACGAUCAGAAAAUAUGUCACUGCAGAUGGUAACAGUCAGUAACAACAUGGCCUUAAUUCAACCAGGCUUCUCACUGAUGAAUUUUGAUGGACAAGUUUUCUUCUUUGGCCAAAAAGGCUGGCCCAAGAGAUCCUGCCCCACUGGAGUUUUCCAUUUUGAUGUAAAGCAUAACCAUCUCAAACUGAAGCCUGCAGUUUUCUCUAAGGAUUCCUGCUACCUUCCUCCUCUUCGCUACCCAGCCACAUGCAUGGUCAAAGGCAGCUUGGAGUCUGAAAAGCAUCAAUAUAUCAUCCAUGGAGGGAAAACACCAAACAAUGAACUUUCAGAUAAGAUUUAUGUCAUGUCUGUUGUUUCCAAGAACAACAAAAAAGUUACUUUUCGCUGCAUGGAGAAAGACUUGGUAGGAGAUGUUCCUGAAGCCAGAUAUGGUCAUUCUAUUGAUGUGGUGUAUAGUCGAGGGAAAAGUAUGGGUGUUCUCUUUGGAGGACGGUCAUACAUGCCUUCUACCCAAAGAAUCACAGAAAAAUGGAAUAGUGUAGCUGACUGCCUGCCCCAUGUUUUCCUAGUGGAUUUUGAAUUUGGGUGUGCUACAUCAUAUAUUCUUCCAGAACUUCAGGAUGGGCUGUCUUUUCAUGUCUCUAUUGCCAGAAGUGAUACCAUCUAUAUUUUAGGAGGACAUUCACUUGCCAAUAACAUCCGCCCUGCCAACCUGUACAGAAUAAGGGUUGACCUUCCCUUGGGUAGCCCAGCUAUUAAUUGCACUGUCUUACCAGGAGGGAUCUCUGUCUCCAGUGCAAUCCUGACUCAAAUUAACAAUGAUGAAUUUGUUAUUGUUGGUGGCUAUCAGCUUGAAAAUCAAAAAAGAAUGAUCUGCAACAUUGUCUCUUUGGAGGACAACAAAAUAGAAAUUCGUGAGAUGGAGACCCCAGAUUGGACCCCAGACAUUAAACACAGCAAGAUAUGGUUUGGAAACAACAUGGGAAAUGGAACUAUUUUUCUUGGCAUACCAGGAGACAAUAAACAAGCUGUUUCAGAAACAUUCUAUUUCUAUAUGUUGAAAUGUGCUGAAGAUGAUGUGAAUGAAGAUCAGAAAACAUUCACAAAUAGUCAGACAUCAACAGAUGAUCCAGGGGACUCUACUCCCUUUGAAGACUCAGAAGAAUUUUGCUUCAGUGCAGAAGCAUAUAGUUUUGAUGGUGAUGAUGAAUUUGACACCUAUAACGAAGAUGAUGAGGAAGAUGAGUCUGAGACAGGCUACUGGAUUACAUGCUGCCCUACUUGUGAUGUGGAUAUCAACACUUGGGUACCAUUCUAUUCAACUGAGCUCAACAAACCUGCCAUGAUCUACUGUUCCCAUGGAGAUGGACACUGGGUCCAUGCCCAGUGCAUGGAUCUGGCAGAACGCACGCUCAUCCAUCUGUCAGCAGGAAGCAACAAGUAUUACUGCAAUGAGCAUGUGGGGAUUGCAAGAGCACUACAAACUCCCAAAAGAGUCCUACCCUUAAAAAAGCCUCCAAUGAAAUCCCUCCGUAAAAAAGGUUCUGGGAAAAUCUUGACUCCUGCCAAGAAAUCCUUUCUUAGAAGGUUGUUUGAUUAGUUUUACAAAAGCCUUUCAGAUUCAAGUGCAUUGAAUUUUUUAAUCUAUUUUAAAGAAUCAUAAUGAUGAUAAAAAAACUAUAUCCCUAUUUUUGUUUAUUAAAAAUGCCUAUGUUUUCUUUUACCUAAGUGCCAGGUGAAAAUGCUUAUAAGGCAGUGCUAACUUCAGUCAUUCUAGAACCUAUACAUUUUGAAAAUAUUUUACUCAAAUAAUCUAUUCAUUUAUUCUUAGAUGAAAAUUGAAAUCUUAAACACAAGUAGUAAUAAUAAUCAAAGUCUGUUCACAUUCCUUAUGUGAUUUUUUGGUAACCAAUAACCUGUAGAGUAGUUAAGACGAAUUUAACCAACAAAGAAACUGAAACCCAAAGUAAUUAAAUUAAUUAUUGUGUGCAAUAUAACCUUUUGGUGGUUAACCAAAACUUAAAAACAAGAUUAACUACAUCCUAUGCUAGUCCUCUUCAUUCUAGAAUUACACCCAUGAACAGAAUAAGUUAGUUCCUUACAGCUUUUACAUACACAUGUAUAUAUAGUCUCCAUUGACAUGAACAAAGAAAGAAUCCACAUCAAGUUUGGUACAUUUUCUUGAAUUAUCUGCAUGUACUUUCUUAACGGAUUCCCCCUCCCCAUUAUAUGAUGCAUGAAUGAGGUGCCAAAAUCAGUCCCUUGAACCAAUUAUUUCAGGAAGUUUUCAUGGAAAACUUAAGCCCGCUGCUUCUUAGCACUCUGGAAAAAGGAGAUAGUGAGAAUACAAUAAGAAAGGACCACCAAAUAACUCUCAUGAAGAAGAAUAAAAUUAUUUUCCAAAAUAAUAAAAUUUUGAAGAAUUUUAUGAAGUUAGUAGGCAGGAGAUUUUAAAUGGGAAAAAAGAAAUUUAUUUGUGUGUGUGUGUCUAGUUAACAUGUGGAGUUUGCUGCCAGUGAAUAUUAUAAAAUCAGUGAACUUGCCAAAGUUCAAUUAGACACUUGCUAGAACGAAACUAGUUAAAAGGACUGUUAAUUUUGAGGAUUCAAGACACCAUUUGAUACUUAGAUGACCUUAGAAACAAAUAUCUUCCCCCCUGGAGUAUUUUUCUGGUAAAUCAUUGUACUUUAUCCUAAGAACUUCAGCCAUAGAUUCUUGUUCAUCACUGUUCACUGGGAGUUCAUAGUGUGUAAGGUACUACUAUCAAAUUUAGGGGAAAGAUGAACUAUGUAGGAGAUGAAAAAUGCUGGAGCAUAAGUUCUUCUGCUAAUAAUUUCAUGUCCCAGAUACUGAUGUUAACUUAGAUAAGCUAAUUCAUGUUUAUUCUGUUUCAAUGUCACUUGAUGAAUAUUCCUUUUGAACAAUUGCUGUAUCAUUGAUUUGAUUUUUUGUUGUUUAUAUCACUUGUAUAAAAAUAAUAAAAUAUAAAAGUCUUCUGUUUAUAGUGAUGUACUCAAAUUAUCAACAUUUAAAGUUACCCAAAUAAAGGCAAAAUUAUGCAUUUAGUUUUCUCAG